Messenger RNA from Trichoderma virens Gv29-8, 1977 nucleotides. RefSeq lists its product as uncharacterized. Gene Ontology annotation, biological process: magnesium ion transport. NCBI's taxonomy places the organism in Eukaryota, Fungi, Ascomycota, Sordariomycetes, Hypocreales, Hypocreaceae. Gene Ontology annotation, cellular component: membrane. Gene Ontology annotation, molecular function: magnesium ion transmembrane transporter activity. The coding region runs from base 436 to 1977 and encodes 513 amino acids. The transcript is spliced from 3 exons. The record is from RefSeq and is a predicted model, not a curated record.
UCGGGCCCCAGCUGAUUUAGUCUCACAAUCCGGGCGAAUUACCUGCUGCGUCUGCGACCGUAACCGUGAUUUGGGGGGCCGGCACCUUCAACCGACAACGACAAACCUUCACGUCUACUUGCCAGGCCAGACUAAAGUGGCAGAGUGCGCUCGAUUCGAACCCAAACAAUAACACCGCCAUAGCCUCGCUGACGGAAGCGGCGGCGGCAUAGAGCUGGGAAAAACAAUACCUUUUCUUUGGACCAUCACUGCCGCGGGUAGGGAGGAAAACAAGGGUGGAACAGCUUGAGCUUGCGGCGUUCGACACAGCUUCUUCCUUCUUCAGCCGUCCAAUCCUAUAACGCUGCCCAACUACUAGCACCCUUCCUAUGCGACGACCAAGUGCGCUCUUGCUCACGUCUACCGGUGGAUGACCACAGGCCUGGAGACGGUGUAAUGGGGCCUAUUGGGAAUAUCUCCCCGGGAGGGAGCAUAGCUCUAGGAAUCCUCGUUGGCCUGAUCUCGACUAGUGUUCAAAGUCUAGGCCUCACUUUGCAGCGAAAAUCACACAUAUUGGAAGACGAAAAGGGGCCGCACGAUGUUCGUCGCCCACCAUAUCGGAGGAGAAGGUGGCAGCUGGGCAUGGCCAUGUUUGUCAUUGCCAAUAUCCUAGGGAGCAGCAUCCAGAUUUCGACGCUGCCACUACCCGUUCUCUCGACCCUUCAGGCUGCGGGCCUGGUGUUCAAUUCGAUAUGCGCGACGCUCAUCCUCAGUGAGCCCUUUACACGAUGGUCGCUCUGCGGCACACUGCUUGUCAGCAGCGGAGCGGUCUUGAUCGCCAUCUUUGGCGCCAUCCCAUCUCCCGCCCACGAGCUGGACGAGCUGUUAGAGCUACUGGCUCGGAAGCCCUUUAUCGCCUGGAUGAUACUACAGGCCCUGUUUGUCGUGUCGCUUGCGGUUGUUACAGAUGUUACCAGCAGCCUCUCCAGCCUGUCGCACAAUGCCAGAUUCCGCCUAAUCCGGGGCAUAAGCUACGGCGUCAUUAGCGGAGACCUCUCAGCACACUCGUUACUGUUUGCGAAAUCCUCCGUCGAGCUCCUCAUCAAGACGAUAGGCGGCAAGAAUCAGUUUCUUCGCUGGCAAUCUUGGGCCAUUGUCUUGGCACUUGUUUCUCUUGCACUCUGCCAGCUGUACUACCUUCACCGCGGCUUGAAGCUGGUUUCUACAUCUGUCCUAUACCCACUUGUUUUCUGCGUAUACAACAUCAUUGCUAUCCUGGAUGGCCUAAUUUAUUUCAACCAGACGAGCCUCAUCUCGACGGUUGAUGCUUGUCUCAUCACCUUGGGAACAGUCAUCCUUCUGUCGGGAGUUCUAGCCCUAUCGUGGCGGCUGAGCGAUGAGCAGCACGCCCCAGCAGUCGGUCAGUCCUCAUUGGCUCCUGGCCUGGGGCUCGUUGACGAUACUGAAGGCGAAGAAGAAUCACUAAUGGGCCCAGAAGCCACCGUCGAAGUCGAGGAAGAGCUGCCUUCCACGACAUACCAGACAUUCCCCGUGAUGCACGGCGACACCACUCCGCUGACACCGACGCGCAAGAAGAGUUUGAGUUGGAUAGAGCGGGCUGAAAUCUGGGGGGAAUUGCAGGACCAGGAUGAACCUACCUCGCCCAGGCACUCAACUACGCUCCCAGCGAGGACCGAAUCAUCGCCACUGUUGUCCCAAUCCAGGAGGGCAAUGAGUGGCGUCAGCGUUACAGGUCAGGCAGGUCCAAGCGCAGAUGUUUCACCUCGGAAAUUCACCCGGCGGCGGCGGAGGAGCACCGGGUUCCCAGGGUUGGUUGCGCGGCGUAAUCUGCGCAGGGACUCUGCAUUUUCAGAAUCACUUGGGGGCUUCUUCUCGCUGAAUUGGCUUAGACGCAACAGCAGCCUGAGUUUGACCACUCACAAUAUGUAUUUCUAUCGCAUUGAGGCAUCAAAAACAAAUUUCCUUGUAUGGGAGUGA